AUGGCCGGAUAUGAGUGCGAGGGGUGGCCCGACUGGCUGCCGCGUCGCCCGCUGCUGCUGCAGGAGCAACCGUUGCUUCUCGAGGAGCUGCUGGAGCAGGAGAAGCGCGAACAGGAGCGCGACGGAGAGUGGGGCGGCGCGGGGGGGGCGCCCGCGGCGUCGCUGGCGGCCGGCGCGAGCGCGGCGCCCGCCGUGCCGCUGUACGGGGGCGUGGCCCCGCCGGCCCCGCCCGUGCCGCCCGACGGCGACUCGCACGCGCGGCUGGUCUACGAGCAGUGGCUCAAGCAAUACAACGCCUUUGCGGCCGACCAGCUGCGCUACUACGAGGCCGAGGUGCAGAAACUACGCAAGAUCCGCAAGUCGUUGAACAGCAAACAGCGUCAACUGAGGAAAUCCGGGAAUGAGUUGAUGCCGAACGAUGCGGCAGAACUUCAGCGUGUUUCCACUGAACAACAAGCCCUACAAAAACAUUUGGAAGCUGCCAGAAAGCAAGCUAGACAACAUAGCAUGCUUAUGCAGGAGUACGAGACAAAGCAACGUCAACAGAAUCCGCAGUUAGCUCAGCAGACUGUUAUCAACCAGCAACAAAUAACAUCGACCCAAAACACGUUCCAAAGUCAAAACCAGAAUAUUGGUCAAGCUCAGAUCCAACAGGGCGCUAUGAACAGAUCAAUGCAAAUAGGGCUUCAGGGAUCAUCCUUACAACAGCAACAGACGCUCAUUCGCACCCAACAAGCUAUUUUAUCGCCUGAUGGCCAAUUGCAACAACAGAGAAUCGGCCUGGUGACAUCACCACUUAACUCUCAAGGAAGACUUCUCCAGGGUGGCCGAACAUUGGUUAUCGAACAAGCCGGUGCACCACCACAACAGCUAGUGAGGCAGUUGUCUGGAGUGUCAGAUCGCUCGCAAUCUGUUGGGGGGAUUGUUCAAUUUGGCCAACAACUCAGAAAUGCGCUACCCCCUGGUGGUCAAACCUCGCGACCGACGGGAUCAAGACCAGUGAUGUCGCCGCUGCAUGUGCAGUCCCCACAUUCACAGUCUCCAUUACAUUCGAUCGCGCCGCAGUCCCCUCUUCACCACUUAACAUCACCGAUGCAGUCACCUCUGCAUUCCCAACAAUCGCCUCUACAUCAUACGUCUCAAUCUCCUCUGCAUUCGUCGACUCAUUCUCCAUUGCACACUCAGCAGUCGCCCAUGCAUUCACAGCAGUCUCCAAUGCACGCCCAGUCUCAAAAUCUUCCCCAGCAGAGUCCAAUGCACCCCCAACAAACAUCAAUCAAUCAUCAAUCGCAAAUGCAUCAAUCUCCUCUACACACACAAAAUCAAAUGUCCGCGCAUUCUCCGAUGCAUCAACAACAAAAUUCUAUGCAUAGUCAGCAAAGUCCUAUGCAUCCUCAACAGAGUCCGAUGCAUUCUCAGCAGAGUCCUAUGCACCCUCAACAAAGUCCGAUGCAUGCACAACAAAGUCCUCUUCAUCAACAGCAAAGCCCAAUGCAUCCUCAACAAAGUCCUAUGCAUCCACAACAAAGUCCGAUGCAUCCGCAGCAAAGUCCAAUGCAUCCCCAACAGAGUCCCAUGCAUCCGCAGCAAAGCCCAUUGCUUCCACAACAUAGUCCAAUGCAGUCGCCGAUGCAGCCUUCAAUGUCUCCGCAACACUUCUUGCAACAGUUGCAAGCACAAAGGACAAGCCCUCAGUUACCGACGCCCAGUCGAAGUCCACAGAUAUAUCAGUCGCAGAUACAAAGUCCGGCGACAUCCCAUUCACCACAGUUACAAAAUAGUGACUACGGAGCGGGGAGGUUCUCGCGCCCAGCACCGGGCUGCUCCCCGGUGCCCACUAGAUUUGCUCGACCGCCCCAUCAUCAACAAGGCAUGAGAGUUCCGUUUGGAUCGCGUCAACAAACUUCACCGCUGGGCAGUCCGCAACCCCUACCCUCGCCGGGAAAUACUUCCAACGAACUAGCUCGUCAACAAAUGCUACAACGUCAACAGUACAGUCCGAUGGGGGCUGGGCCUGGGUCUCCCCACGUUCGCACGCCCACUCCCUCCCCCUCUCCCGCUGCAUCGCCGGCGCAUCAUGACCACGGUGGUGGGCCUUCACAUGUAGCCCCCAUACCGCCCAACUACCGUUACACCAAGCCAGGCUUGCUCGGUGGCGCGCCCCCCUGGCCCACGAAAGAUGAAGACCGACGUAAACCUACCCAUCUCAGCAAAAUAUCGAUCCUAAAACGUAACGCGCCUCGCCCGCGGUUCUCCGGCAAAACUGCUGCUCCAGACGAGGACAGUGAACCUAGCGACGGAAGAAAAUUUGUUCUGUACUCUAGUGAAGCUUACAGCACGGACGCGAGAAUGAGCUACAAAGAUGACGACUUAGAUAAUUUGGUAGAUAAUUUAGACGAUGACGACAUUGUUGUAGUUGAACCGGGCGCCAUCUCUCCCCAAGAGCGCAUUGCUACUGAAGAAGAUUUUGAGGAGCUGAUCGAUAGCGGAAAACCUGAGGAUGAAGACGAAGAGGAAUGUGCAACUGAUAAAAUUACGACCAGAACUGAAACAACGACCAAAACUGUAGCAGUUAUCAGCUUAGCGACAGCAAAACAACCAGUCAGUAACAUUCAACAGUAUAAGUUGGUGAAUACUUCUCAAAAUGCGGGUCUCUCGCGGUUACCGGUUUUGAGCGCGACAGUACUCUCGCCGCAUACCAAUACCAAAAUUUUGAAUGAAGUGUCCCAAGCUACUGUUGCUUCUGUAUCGAUAGCAAAUCAAACUAUUUCUGUUCCUGUUCUGAAGAGUCUUUCUGUUCCAUUAUCGGGACAUUCUAGUGGAUUAUCAAAAACACAGAUCAAAAAAGUGCCUUUAAAUAUAACAAAUCAACCUCUGAGCUUGUCGACACAACCACUCAAUAAACCCAUGAGUUCAGUGAUUAGCGUUAUAUCUUCAAAUGUUCCUAAAGGGUCGUGUAUUAACCCUGUCAUUAACCUUGCAACCCCAAAUACCGGACAAUCACGUGUACCCGUUACUAUUAUGACACAGCACCAAGUAAAGCAAAAAAUUGUUAAAACCAUAGAGAAGCCAAUGGCACUCACUCUUUCAAACAGCAAGCUAUCCAGUUUAUCAGUUACGCACGAUGCAACAUUGCCUGCCAAAAUAUUUCAAGACGAUGUCUCGUCUCCCGAUAACACUAUUCCGUCAGAAUGUCAUAUUGAACAGAACCAGAUUUCUGCAUCGAAACAUCAUGUUUUGUUGACUAGUUUAUCGCAGGAAUCUGUCACUAAAGAUGUUAAGAAGUCAUCACUUUUAAAAGAUUCCAGUAGAGAUAUAGACAUUGAGAGUGAAAUAAGUCAACAAACUGAGUUACCCCAUACACUAUGCCUGACCGACCGAACUCCUUUGCUGUUAGGAAAAGCUGAUAUAAAAAGCCCAGACCCAAUACCGGAAAAGAUACCUGACAACAUAAUGGAAGGUGAUGAUGACGAUAAACCGGACGACAAUAUGCAUGGCAAUGUAAUUAUACCUUAUGGUAUGUCAAGCCAAGAACACCAGGUGACUGGCGACCAAAAAGAAGACAAACAAGUAGUAAAAACAAUAAAGGCGAUCGCUAAUCAAACUAAAGAAAUGGUCAUUGAUUCCAACAUGCAGAUAUCGUCAGAAAUGUCUCAAGAUUCGGUACAAAUUUCAAUACCAUCUCCAACACCUUCCCAGGAAAGGUAUCUCAAUGAUAUUACCAUGAGAGAGCAUUCAGAAACUGUGGAAGGGAACAAUAAACAUGUUGAAUCAUUCGAAGAUAUGCUGUCGAUGUUGGAUAACAUUGGUGAUGAUGGGAAAUCUUACAGUGGUAAUCAAGCCGCACCUAAAGCUCCCAAUCCGAUACAGAAACCUAACAAUACUAUUAAUAACCAAAUAACGGCGCAGGAUAGUAAAGAUUUACACGAACAAGUAUCUUUUUCUGGUAGAGAACAAGAGCGAUUAGGUGUUCAAUCCAUCACCAUACCACAAUUGUCUCCACUAUCUCAACCAGCGGAAAUGACUUCCAACAUGGCAAGCGUUUCACAACAAUUGAGAACUAUAAUGUCUUCAUUAAAUACAAAUCCAAAAGUUGACACGCAAACAUCGACAAGAACGAAUAAUGUGACUACCCCUACACAAGUAAACUAUGAGAAUUUGUUGCCGUCUUCAAAAGUUGAAGUAGCUAUGUCGCGCCCGUCUCCUGUUCAGCGUAACGAAAAACCACCGCCACAGCCAUGCUCAGAGGCUUUACCCAUGAGUGUGUCCCAAGCGAUUGGUUCACGUAUAAAUUCAUUAUCGUCUAUGGGCCAGCACAGAAAUUCACCGAAUAUUUCGCCAAUUAAUUCACCCGUUGGAAUGCAAAGUACAUUAAUGAAAUCCCCAGCUCAAUCAUCUUUAAUUACAAGUCACACAUACAGCCAGCCUGAAGAUUCGAACUUAUCAAUACAAUCUCAAAUAAUACAGAUGCCUGCUUUAUCCAAAAUCCAAAAUAAUUUUAGUUCACAGCCCAUUAUGCAUAGUAACAAUACUAUUACAACAAGUGUGAGUACUUAUCAAAAAUGCCAAUCCCAACCAACCAGCAUUUUGGGGCACACAUUGCUUCAACCCACAAGGCAAAUGAGUGCAAACAAUCUUCAGUUCAGUCAGCAAAACAUUAGCCACAGCCAACCUCCUGCUUUGGUUAUGACUUCACGAUCCAUAAUGACGAACAAAGAACCUGCCCCUAAUGUUACUGUUCGCACACACAAUAUCGUUAAUUCUGGAAUAAAUCAAAUGCAUGUUAAGCAAACUCAAGGUGCAAUCAACUUUAUAACUUCAUCUAAACUUUUACAUACGCAAUUAACUUCACCUCUGAAAAGGUCGAAGUCGACAGACGAACCCAAGAGUGAAGUUAUAGUUGGACAUAUUCAACCUACGAAACGCCACAGCGUUGAGUCAGUAAUAGUAAAAUCCGAACCCAUGGAAACUGAUGAAGCCAACAAUUCCGGAGCACCUAACGAUAAUUUGAUUAGUAAAAAUUCUCUCCAAAUUAACACCGCGAAUCAAAGAAAUGAUGAAUCUCAAAAUGUUCUACUGAAACAACUAUUACAAACGACGACGACAAGUACAACAAGUGCAGUUCCACAAAGGACUGUCACGAUUCAAAGAACUGCCCCUGCAUUAGGGACAAUACCGUCAUUGGAAGCACAGUUAGCGAGACCUUCUAUACCUCCACCUAUGUCAUUGACACAAGAAGUAGAAAUUCCUAAAAGCUCGCCAAGACAUAUCAUGACUAGUAUGAGCCAGACAUUUACUAACAGAACUAUAACAUCAAUACCCACAUCAAUACCUGCUUCAUCAAUGUCACCAAUGCUUCAUUCGUCGACUCAUUCUUUGAUGGAUGUCAGAAAAACACCACUGAAAAUUAUAAGUAAAGAGGAAAUAACUCCAGUACCUGAAUGCUCGCCAACUAUGAAAACGAUACCUAUGUAUCCAAUGAACAUUGAGAACCAGCAAAUGAUGCAGCAACAACAACAACAACCAGUAAUUAAGAAGGAAGUGCUCCCACCACAGCAAAGUCCAGUUCAUAGACCUUAUACGCCAAUGGAUGUUAAAAGAGAAUUGAUUGAUGAUAGCUCACAACAGUCUGCAACAUCAGGCCACUCUACUGCAUCAGAUCAAGGGAAACUGGAUCAACCAAUGAAGGAAGAAUAUACUGAAAGUGUUAUCAUGGACAAUACUUCGGAAAUAAACCCCGCCGAAACACCUUCAGAAGCGAAAAAGCGUAAAAGGAGAGAAUAUCAGCAGAAAAAAAGGAAGCAACUUCAGAUGAAUUCAAAAGCUGCUGCAGAAAAUGGUAUAAAUGCCACAGCUAAGAAACGACCCCGCAAAGGUUCAAGAUAUGAAGAAGAUUACGAUACCUUUAUUGACAAUUUGAUGGGACAGUUACGGCUUUUACCACCAAUGCAAAUACAGGAGCCUGCUCUUACAACAAAUUUUGCAGUUUGUCCUCUAUUUGGCUCUGGUGAUUUAACGAAACUAAAAAAUAAAGACUAUGACAUAUUAAAAGGCGACCUUGUAGGAGAGUUUGGAAAUGCGAAAAUUCCUAACGUGGCAGAUUACUAUAAUACGAAACCGUUCGGUGAUGAGGAACCAAUACCCGAAAAGCCUCCAGCAUCAACCCAAAGAGGCUUUUAUGAUCAAGAAUUUCAGCCAAUUCUAUUUGAAGAAGAUCCAGAAGAGAAAAAAUUGGAAUUCAUUUGUAAGGAGCGCGAUACAGAUACUCCUGACACCAUUGUAAGUUGUUCUAGCCCUGAAGGGUUUGAUAUAGAUCCCGAUGAUACAUUCCCCGGGCUUAAACUUAUUGACGAUGACGAAGAAGAAGAAGGUGACGACGAAAAGCUUUUGUCGGGUCGAAUCUCACCAAUUAUACCGCUCAUUGCUCCAAUACCAAUAAGAGUUAAAUCCUUAUCACAAUAUCAAAUAAAGGAUGAGGAAGAAUCUCAGAAACCCAUAAAGUCUUUAGAUAGUGAUGCUCUUGUUAAAACUAAAAUAGAAGGUUCUCCGGGAAGUACAGAAAGUAAUGAAAAUGUUACUGUGACACUUACACUCACUUCGGGUGCUGCUGAAGAUAUCUUAGGAGUACUAAAAGAACUUGCUGGAAUAUUACAUAUUCCGCCCCCAACUUCAUACCAAAUAGUGGAGCGUACUGCGACUCCACCGUCGCAUAAAUUAGGCCUUUAUAGAUCAAAAGGCAAGGAUGGAAAAGAAGGAGCGCCCAUCGAUAUUCAAAGCAUUCUCAACGGUGCGGCUAAAUUCUGUCGACACUGUGAUGUUGUUAUAUUAGAUUCUGUUGUAAGAGCAAAGGCGUCAGAGUUUCCUUUACUCUCGGCAAAUAAAGGUAAUGCAGAAGAAAUUCUAUGUGAUAGUGAUUCUGAUUUAUAUUUCUGUAGUACUCAAUGCUACGAGCGUUUCGCAUGGCGCCCCACCAACAUCAUUCUGGACGGCAGAACGAAGACCUCUAUCAAAGAAGAUAACAAAUCAGACAUAGAAACUAAUCUAUCUAAAGAUAGAGAUGACUUUGACACGGCCUCCACAGAGAGUAUGGAAACAGAUGACUUGGAUAUAAAACCUGACAUAAAAGAUGAGAAGAUGGAUUUAUCUUUUAUAGAUUCGCUGGACAACGACGAACUGAUGAAGGAAGUGGGCGAUGACGUAUCGGCUCUCGACGAAGACUUGAAAAACGGCGAAGACGAUAAAAGCAAUCAAAGUGUGGAAAAGGAUAAGCAUAAAGGAGUUCGCUAUAAAUAUUGGUCUCCGGGAUGUAUCGGACCGCCCGUUAAGUACAAGCGGCCGACUGAUAGAGAGUUGACCGAGCUAGUGUUUCGCACGGGCGUGGCGAUAAUGCCGGUGACGAACGAGGACACGCGGAAGUGCGAACUGUGCGGGAUCCAGGGCGACGGCGUGGCUGACGGCGUGUCGAGGUUGUUGAACAGUGACGUGGACCGGUGGGUGCACCUGAACUGCGCGCUGUGGUCAGUGGGCGUGUACGAGACGGUGAGCGGCGCUCUCAUGAACGUGGACAACGCGCUGGCGGCCGGCUCGAGCGCCACGUGCGCCGUGUGCCGCCGCCUCGGAGCGACGGUGCGGUGCUUUAAGGUGCGCUGCGGCAGCGUCUACCACCUGGGCUGCGCGGUCAAGGACAACUGCGUGUUUUACAAGAACAAGACAGCUUUUUGCUCGUCACAUGCUCCUAAGAACGAGAAAGACAACGAGCUAACGACGCUGAGCGUACAGCGGCGCGUGUACAUCGCCCGCGACGAGCAGCGGCAGGUCGCAUCCGUGAUGUUGCACUCCGACACCAACCACCUCAUCCGCGCCGGCGGCCUCAUCUUCCUGAGCCCCGGCCACCUGCUGCCGCACCAGCUGCUCACCUUCCACACGCCCAACUAUAUAUAUCCUAUCGGAUACAAGAUUGUACGUUUCUACUGGUCGAUGAGUCGAUCCAACAGCCGCUGCCGCUACGUGUGUUGGAUCUCGGAGGAGGACGGGCGACCGCGGUUCCACGUGCGUGCGCAAGACGACGCCCGCCAUGAGAUGUGCGCACCAACCCCGCGCGCCGCGUGGGCUGCCGUGCUAGAUGCAGUAGCAGCAUUACGGGAAGGCAGAAACGAAGAAGGAGUGCUGAAGCUUUGGCCCAACUAUGUGACCGGGGAGGAUCUGUUUGGCCUGACCGAGCCUGCCGUCGUUCGAGUUCUCGAGAGUUUACCAGGCGUGGAGACCCUGACGGACUACCGGUUCAAGUUCGGGCGGUCGGCGCUGCUGGAGGGUGGGCUGGCCGUCAACCCGUCGGGCAGCGCGCGCUGUGAGCCGCGGGACGUGCGGGCCUGCCGCCGCGUGCCGCACCGCACGCCGCACCGCGCGCCGCCGCCGCCGCCGCCCGCCGGCGACGCCGCCGCCUGCCCCUACUCCAAGCAGUUCGUGCACUCCAAGAGCAGCCAGUACAAGAAGAUGAAGCUCGAGUGGCGCAACAACGUGUACCUGGCUAGGUGA
Molecule: messenger RNA, 8535 nt
Organism: Leptidea sinapis
Lineage: Eukaryota; Metazoa; Arthropoda; Insecta; Lepidoptera; Pieridae
Exons: 12
Coding region: 1-8535 (2844 amino acids)
Biological process (GO): positive regulation of transcription by RNA polymerase II
Cellular component (GO): nucleus; MLL3/4 complex
Molecular function (GO): histone H3K4 methyltransferase activity; transcription coactivator activity; histone binding
Source: RefSeq, a predicted model, not a curated record